AUGGGGUUCGAGAAAAGGACUGUGAAAAUUAUAGUGAUCGUGGUAGUGCUUUUAUUGGUGAUUGGUGCAUUGAUUGGCUUACUGGUCGGUCUACUGCUGCCAUAUCGAUAUGUUGAGCUGGAAGUGUGGCCUCGCUCGGACGAAUACAACUACAAGGAACCUCUAAUAGAAUUUCGCAUCAACGAUCCCGGCAGCUGGCAGCCCUGGUACAACCGCAUCACAGACUUUCUGCGAGAUUACGAGACCACCGUGCCCGAAGAUCCGCCAAGAGCUCCAUGUUCGGUACUUCAGCGCGAGAAUCGCAUUCCAAAUCCCAACUGUGAACGAGCGUUAGGUAUUUGGUCACCUUGCACUGCUGACAAUUACUAUGGAUACCGCGAUGGCCAGCCUUGCGUGUUUUUGAGGCUGUCUCACAUCCACUACUGGGUACCUGAGCCUUACAACGCGACGAUGUCUAUGGCGUUACCCCCUGAAAUGCCGAAUCACAUUAAGCAAAUAAUACACCAGCGGCCCGCGCACAUCUACGGCGACUUCGUGUGGGUGUCGUGCGGCGGCGAGUUCAGCUCGGACCAGGAGAACAUCGGGCCGCUGCAGUACAUCCCGGCGGGGCUGCCGCCCGGCUUCCCGACCAGUCGCCUGCACACGGCCGACCGCAUCCCGCGCGCCGCGCAGCGUCUGCCCGACCGCCUGCCCGGCCCGUUGAUCGCCGUCUUCUUCGAGAACCCGCGCCGUGGCGUAUUGAUUAACGUGGAGUGUCGCAUCUGGACACGUGACAUCCUCUACGAUCGCUCCAGUCACGUGGGUCGCGCACGCUUUGAGAUUUAUGUUGAAUAA
Messenger RNA from Parnassius mnemosyne (clouded apollo), 834 nucleotides. The record is from the annotation of a GenBank genome assembly. Lineage: Eukaryota; Metazoa; Arthropoda; Insecta; Lepidoptera; Papilionidae.